UGCUUUUGGGCUUGUGGUUGCUAUGCCUGUCCCUUCCUCCUCCCCGUGGUGAUGGGCGAGCUCCUGGUGCUGCCAUGCCUGUAACCUCCUUUUCCUGCAUGUGGUAGCUGUCUGCGUCUCUUUGUGUUUAAUCUCUGGUUUCUGCACUAGCAUCCACAUUAAAAACAUUGUCUUAACACUGUCCAAAUGCAAAGUGAACUACUCUUUGUAACCGCUCAGCACCUAAACCUGAUUUUUAACCCAUCCAUUCAUUUUUUGUUUUAUUUUUGAACAGCUGAGUGCUACGAGUGUAUUUACAUACACAAGGUUUUUAUACAGUUGUGUAGAUAUACUUUUUUUUUUCUUUUUUUUUUCUUUUUUUCUUUUUUAGAUAGGGUGAUUGUUUUCUGUUCCCAAAUGUUUUUUGUCUCUGCUUUUGAAAUGCUAUCAAGAAUACUUAAAAUAGAUUGUGCCAGAGAGCACAGCUUAUCCAGAUUGCUCUAGCUAAAAGACACUACUAGAGUGCAAUCUAGUAUCACCUGAAGCUAAAUAUUAUUUGCAAAAUUCUAUGAAAUUUUAUUUUUUUGAAGUAAAACGUUGGCAUUUAAUCUUUGGAGAGCCACAGUGCGAGCCCUGUCCAAGGAAAACUUAAGUAUGUUUGCUUAAUCUGACGUGAUGAACUGUACGUGUCCCCAUUUUCUCUCGUUUCCCUCCAGUAUAUUCUAAGGCUAAAAAGAAACUCUUGGAAAUGUUUGAUGAGGGUUUCUUGGAUGGCUUGUUUUUUUAAGAUUUCCAGCAGAGAUCCUGGGAUGCAUUUUGCUUUCACGUUACUUAAAAGUGGAAGAGGGGGUUUUGCAAUUUUUUCCACGCUUUUUCUUUUUAAUGAAAAGCAAAAGAACUUGUAAAUCUUUUCCUUCCAUCCUUUUUCCUUUUUGUUGAUUUUUAUUUUCCGAAUGAGAACAAAUCGCGUUUUUGUUCUAGCUGAAAAACGAAAUGUUUCAGCAAGUAAUUUCACGAGGCUAAGUGGUGAGCGCUGCAGAUGCUUACCACAGUCCUGGAGCUGCAGCGUAUAAAUAACAGCCUGGCUGUGUAACAGGCCUUCUUGACAGAAGCACUGGGUUUUUCAUCCGCAGUGGGCAGCAUGCUGGCAAGCUUGUAUGGCUGUUGGUGGCUGGCUUUUUAGCUGCACUGGCUGAGCAGUUGGGGUUUGUAAAGAACAACUAAGACAACCUAAACAUACUGCUUUUUAACCGAGGGUGCAAUAAUACAGAGAUAUGUAGCAUUUUAAGCUUAAAUUGUCAAUCCUUGAUGCCUAAAAUUACUUAUGUAAGGAGGUGGCCUUACUGUAAGAGGUGCUCAGCACCAGCAGCUCUCAGGGUGUUUUGCAGGGCUGGUGAGCACCUAGGCUACAAACAGCAGGAAACCCACCUAGCUACUAAAAUGCAGAUUUAGGAGCCUAACAAAAAUAUUGGAUUUGCUCUUCUAAAAUAUUUCCUUUUCUCAAUGCUAAAAAUAACAUAAAAAUGAAGACAAUUCUAUUGCAAAACAUAUUCUUAGUUGCUGCACCUGCUAUCAGAUUUUUGUCAGAGCUUUCCGAAGGAACAAGCAGCUAAAUGCCAUCUAGUACUAUUUGAGACCUCUGCCCUAAGUGGCAUUUGCAGUAAAUAGGGCCCCCAGGGGAUUUUUCAUCUUGAGGAGUCGCCUGAAGAAGGAAAGAUCUGUCAGGGCAACAAGGUACUUCACGAGGCCUUCAGUUCCCCCUGCUCAUUCCCACCCGUCAGCGGGUUGCAGCUCUUCCAGGGCUGAGCAGAGAGCAGGGGAGCUGCCAUUAUGUUUCAAGAAAUUCAUCCAUAUGUGAGGAGCCUCUCAUGCCCAUGUCACUGCUGCUCUGUGGAAAACAUUUGCUUCAAGACUUCCUACAGCUGCUCCGUGAGGAUGGGGAGCGUGCCAGUGACAUAAGGUUGCCAACCCCUGCACUUAGAAUACUCUCCAGAUAUCACUAAUGACAGAAUCUGCCCCAGUCCUUCCCCAGCAGGCUCUGCUGGUCAGCAUCUGUUCUUCCUGCCCUGCUACCUCUAGGUAGCCAUCCUGCCCACAAAAUUUAGCUCCCGCAGGAGCCCAAGCACAGCCCAGGUGACUCUUCCAGGACCCCUCGCCUGAGGGGUGCCCAGAAGCAACAGAGGAGCCAGGUUCUCUCCGUCUCCCUUCCCUUUUUCUUUCUGCUCUUGGUUAGUGAAUAAGGUGCCACUGCACAACAUCUGCACAGUACCUUACCAGAGAAAUUGCAGCCUCCUCUGCAGCACUGCCUGCAUUUCUCUUACUAUUCCUUUAUUGAACUAUCCAUCUUCUCCAAUGCUCUUUGUAACAGAGAGCAUUUGCAGAUGCAAAAAAAUGUAUUCACCUUGCAUUCAUUUCACAUCAGUGAUGUACUUCUCAAGUGGUUUUCAGUGUGGACUGUUUUGGUGGCAGUUCAAACUGCCCCAUCAGGAACCCCAGAAAGGUGAUGGACUCUCAUUUAUCCUAAAGCAGUGUUGCCAGCAUUUCCUCGUGAUAAGAGCCAGAAAGAACAUAGGCAAAGGAAUAAACCACUUCUGCCUCAGGUCACUCUCAGCUAUUUUAACAGUGAGCUAUCUCUUCCUGGUUGUAAAGCCCUGUAAAACUCUAAAAUGCUCAGUUGGUGGUAUGUGCAGGAGAGCAACUACUACUGAAAAUAAGAGAUGUACCUGAUAUCAGAUUUGCCACAUACAACAUGAGGGGAAAGUACUCCAUGGAUGAAAUUUGGAGAUUCUUCAUGCCAGUCUGUAGCUAUAAUUUCAGUCAGCUCUGACUUGAGGCCCUUUAUGUCUCCCAUGUUUCUUCCUCUUGCCACCAGGCCUCCCAGCUCCGUGCACAUCCCACUUGUGCACAGGGAAGGUUACUGCAAAGAAGAUGGUGCUUCCCUGUGUGUGCCAGUGCUGCAUUAAGUGAAAUAAUCAUGAGCAGGGAGUUGAGGGUUGCAGGAGCAUAGCACGGAGGCCCUCACUCCCCAGCUGAUGUCCUUUACUAGCAGGUUUUUUUUGUAAUAUCAUUUCUAAUUGAUCUUUUGGGAUCUGGCCAGUCUGUCCCAUUGACCUCAGUUCCUGAUCUUUUACACUGACAAACGGUGUAACCAGCAAGUCUUCUUGUCCAAGUACCUUCUGGGUUUAUUUUAGACCAGGAGAUAUUUAUGUCUAGCAUUGGUUUGAACCAUCCUUGUGGCUGAACGUGUCAGAUCUUCUUGUGGCUGUCUUCUGCGAAAUCCAUAUGGAUGGAAAGAUUUCAGAGCUGUCCACGUGACUUUGAAUGUAUCUGUCCAUGGCAUUGGGUAGAGUAUUACUGAAGCUUGGCGAAGACAAGAAAUCUUAGCUUCUUGCUGUGAUGUUACCUUGGUCCAAUGAAGUUCCUUUUCCCUGGGGACACAUGCCUGCAGCUGCUGCAGAUGGAUGAAUCCUUAGCCUGCAAGGAGUUCUACCUGUUAGUGCUAUUGCUGUAUUUCAGGACCACCAAAUGAGAAUGCCCUGCUGGCUCUUCUAGUGAUGUUACACAUUUGAAUUUCUUUUCCAACAGGAGAACAAUCCUGUUUUAGGGAUUUUAUCUUAAUUUUCUGAGGUUAUUAAAAUCUUCCUGAGGUUAGCGAAAUUUCGUCUCAUGAAAGAGGAAAGAGAGGUUGAGAUAAAGUGGUCCUUGGAGACAGAUCUGAAAGGUGGCUCCUCUUCAUGACAUUUCCUCUUGUGCAGCAGAAUUUUUAAUUUAUAAUGUUUUUCCUUCUAAAAUACAGCAGUCUGUAGUGUCAGGUUGCAGCAUUUCCCACCUUUGCGCUGGCAGGGAGCCUGAAUCAAUCAGGAGAAAAGGUAGAUUGGAAGUUGGGCCCAAACAAAGAGUAAAGGUCUUCACAGCAGGACAUACAUCUAUCUUAGACUUUCAUUUCAGAUAUGUUUUUCAUAGAGCAAGAUUAAUUAGACAGAGACAAAAAGAAACAUUAAAAUGCCUACAAUUCACACAUAUAUUACGUGUUGUAAAAUCCAUUAUUCUACAUUCCACAUUGAGGGAUAAAAAGAAAAUAUUGUUGUCAAUUAUAAAAUGCUAAAGAUAGCUCUAUACUUUUUAAAUGAACAAUGAUAAAAGCCUUGAAAAAUUCCCUUUGAUGUGAAUGGAGUCUUCAGCAUUUUGAAAUACAAUAAGAUGGAUUAAUUGCUACUCAUUAGGCAGCAAGUUGGGACAGCUUUGAAUGCGCAUUCUCUUCUUGGCAUUAGCUAUUGCCUGGCUGAAAUAGCCAGCUUUUGUAUUUACUCCUGUCUUCUCUAAUAAUAAGCAAAUUGGAGAUCAGGGCUAGAAACACUGAAGUGCUCUCUAUCUUUUGUCCAGAACAAUUGUAUAUUUUCGUGAUUUGUUUAUCCUUUUUGAGCUACAGCUAAUUAUUGCAAAGGUUAUUUGAAUCAAUACAAGAUCUGAGCAGAAUUAACAUCUGCAAAAUUGCUUAUUAGGAUAGUAUUUUAUGCUAGUGUUACUGUACUAUCCAUUUUGUAGCAUAUUGUUGUUUCUUAUGUCAUAUUUUUUUCCUUACAAAAGUUUUGUAUUUUAAAUAUUCGUGCAGGUUUUAGGCUUUCUUGAAUUAAUACUGUGUUCUGUUGUGCAUAAUUUUCCUCAUGCUGUCCUAGUUUUGUUUGUUUGGUUUUUUUUUUUCCCCCUAAAGUCAUAGACAAUGUGGUAUGCAAAGCCCCAUUUAUCAUUCUAGGAUAACAGGUUUUUGGUUUUUUUUCUCUUGCUGUAGAACUGAUUGAUUGAAUUGUUCUGCUGUUUAUGUUGGAUUAAAAGAAAGUCGAGCACAAAUCCCUUUGUGCUUGUCAUGUAGAACAGUUGUUUCACGUGGGGCUUUUAUGGAUAUUAAGAAUUAUAAUUGGAUGAUAUUGGGGCAGUAUCUUAUCUAAUUUAACUAUGUCUUUUGCAUUCCAAAAAACUAAUGGGUGAAAAGUAAAACUCAAGGGCCUGAUUCAUUAAAAGUUGCAUAGUCUCCUUUCGUUAGGUUCUUAGAGCUUACCCCUUCCUAACACAAGGUGUUUGCAGCUGCAGCGCAGAGCAGUCGGCUCAAACAAGAAGCAGAUCCUGUUCUCCAUUAUGGUGAUGAUGUUUGAGGGAUUUGGUGAAACUAUUCCAGAUUUUCAUUGAUUGCGCUCUAAAUCCACCUCAGUAACGUCUCCAAUUACCUACUUUUAAGAAGAAGGGAAGACAGUAGUGAAAGGGUGCUGCCUGUUACUUACUACAGCGUAAUUCCUGGGCUUCUACAGUCCCAUCGGAGCUCAUAAAUUAAGUAGGGUCAAGUCAGGGCAGGGCCAGAUGGGACCUAUCCAAGGAAUACCUUAAGCUCUGAUGGGAUUUAGUGAUUCGGUGGCAGAUGCUGUCCCCCUGCAGCUCCUGACGAACCUCACCACAGUACUCUGCAGGAUGCUGGGCCAUACUUUCAUUUUAUGUACAUCAGUGCAAACGUCCUUGACCAGAAGGAUUUAUUCCAGCUUUACACAAUGGCACACAUGAGUAAAACCAAGCCCUUAUUGGACAAGAUAGGAAAUCCAAGUCUUAACUCUUUGCGGUCAUUAAAAAUCCCACAACGUUCCUGUUUAGAGUAGGGGUGUUAACCCAUUUGUCCUGGCCAAAUUCCAACCUGGGUAAUUACUGUAAUCUGUCUGUUUAAAUUACUCUUGCAGUUUUAAUUGGACAUAUUACUUCUCUUGCCGCCUAAACUGUGAUGUAAUACCAUUGUGUGUUAUUAAUCAGUUAUCAAGUUUCAUCCCAGAAGCAGCACAUUGCAGUGAUAGGUGGAAAGAGUCAUUCCCUGCUGGUUGCAGGCACUCUCUGCUGCAGUACAAAAAAAGCCCAGUCUAUUUGUUUUUUAAAGUCGUAGGCAAGCUGAUAUUUCAGUUCAAAUAAGCAGCUUCAAAAUGUGGUUUUUCUGUUUCUUUUUGAAGCCUGUGUAAUCCGCCUAGUAAUACAUGUGCAGCCCACCACCUGGAGCUGGAAGUGCUGUGUGCUAGUAGAAUUCAGAAUCUCUUAGCAUUUGCUUUUGAUUCUGAAUUUGAUUUCUGCCAUAUUUCGAUGUAAGAUACGUUUGCUUUUAGUUAAAAUGGUCUACUGACUACCAUGGGUUCCUAAACCUGUAAAAGGUGAAAAUUCCCAUUGAUAGAUAUUGGCUGAGUGUCUUGAUGCUCAGCAGGGCUGGCAGAUGUGUCACCAUGGGGAUGAAACUGCUCAAGAAGAGUCCUCCUGCAAGGGAUAUGUGCUGAGCUGGCACCUCUCCAUUUUGCUUUUUCUCCAUCUUUCUAACAUGUAAUAAAAGGACUGAAAAGUGGCCACUACCAAAUGCAGCAAUUGCUACAAGGAAGGCAUGGAAGAACCUGUAGUAAGAGGUCGCAUGCCACUGCACCCCUCACACCUUCCUGCAUUGUCAGGGGCGGUCAGGGUUGGGCUCAGGUGAGAUGGUUGUGGUUAGAAGGGAAAGCGGCAAGUUGGUGAGGUGGCCAAGUUGAGGUAGCAUACAACAAGAGAACAGAAGCUGCCCUGCAGAUAUCACAUGAGCUAUGGUGUGGGGGUCCUGAGGGUUAGACAGGUCAGAUGGCAGUGUGCUGUCCUGCCACAGGUGUGAGGGACUGGCUACAGCCUCUCCCCUGCCCCUUUGCUGCCAGGGGCUCUUCUCUCCCAGCUCAGGGAGAUGAGUACAGUGAUCCCCUGCAUCUCUGUUGCACGUGGGGACCUGCUGUAAAUUACCCCCAGAGCGUUGCUGGAUUUUUAGUUUGUUAUUUUUAUUUCCUUUUAAUGAAUCAGUCCCUUGGUGAAAGUAACAUGUUUGUUUAAACCUGGUAUUUAACGUUGAGCAAAAUGCUCUUCCUUUGUCCCUUACUAUUUUGUUCAUAUUUUGCUGAAAAUCUGCUAUUCUACACAAGCAUUUUAAUAAACUGUUUGUUGUUGUAUCCAGGUAACAAGCAUGGAUCAGACAGCAAAGGACAAAGCACUCCAGCACAUGGCAGCAAUGUCAUCAGCUCAGAUAGUCUCAGCUACUGCUAUUCACAACAAGCUGGGCCUGCCAGGAAUUCCCCGUCCUACAUUUCCUGGGGCACCUGGGUUUUGGCCUGGCAUGAUUCAAACGGGGCAGCCUGGAUCCUCGCAAGAUGUAAAGCCAUUCGUUCAGCAGGCCUACCCUAUACAGCCAUCAGUCACAGCUCCCAUUUCAGGAUUUGAGCCUACGUCAGCUCCAGCUCCGUCAGUCCCUGCGUGGCAGGGCCGAUCGAUUGGUACGACCAAGCUCAGGCUGGUGGAGUUUUCAGCUUUCCUUGAACAGCAGAGGGAUCCCGAAUCAUACAAUAAACACCUCUUCGUACACAUUGGACACGCAAACCAUUCUUACAGCGACCCGUUGCUUGAAUCGGUGGACAUUCGUCAGAUUUAUGACAAAUUUCCUGAAAAGAAGGGUGGUCUAAAGGAGCUGUUUGGGAAGGGGCCCCAAAAUGCUUUCUUCCUCGUAAAAUUCUGGGCUGACUUAAACUGCAACAUUCAAGAUGAUACAGGAGCAUUUUAUGGAGUCACCAGUCAGUACGAGAGCUCAGAAAACAUGACAAUCACCUGUUCCACCAAAGUCUGCUCCUUUGGAAAGCAAGUAGUAGAAAAAGUAGAGACUGAAUAUGCAAGGUUUGAGAAUGGUCGAUUUGUGUACAGAAUAAAUCGCUCUCCAAUGUGUGAAUAUAUGAUCAACUUCAUACACAAGCUGAAGCAUCUACCAGAGAAAUACAUGAUGAACAGCGUGUUGGAAAACUUUACGAUUUUAUUGGUUGUAACGAACAGGGAUACACAAGAAACCCUACUCUGCAUGGCUUGUGUAUUUGAAGUGUCAAACAGUGAACAUGGAGCACAGCAUCAUAUCUACAGGCUUGUAAAGGACUGAGCAGUUAUUUAUAUAUACAGUUCAUUUCACUUCUUUAUCAAAACACAGACUGUAAACCUCAACACUAAGUGGCAGUGCCUCUGGCCCAACUUUCACCCACAUUUUUCUAAAUCCUGUUUUAGUGAGUCAUUUUUAAUGUGUUCAUAUAUAAUUGUAGCUGUGAAAUUCUGGUACAGUUGUAAAAAUUAUUUCUAAAACUAAGUGUUCUUCAAAUUUGUAAACCACCGUUCUUUGGGAAGACUGUAUUUAAGAACCUACUGCCUCUGUCUGUGGAGGCCUAUUUUUAAUUCUGAUAGAAAAAUGUAUGACAGAGCAUUUGCCAUGGGGAAAAACUGACAGCGUUUAUAAGAUAUUUUGGUUUUUUUUCCAACACAAAAUACAUGUUUUACAAUGCAAGUGAAAUUGAAAUGAAUCUUUAGCUAUAACUGUAAAUGAGUAAGAAAAGUUAAUUACCUUUAUAGAAUUAUCUUUGUAACUAAUUAGGGUGGAAGAUAUGGACAAAUAUAAUUCACUAAAUUAUUUUUUAAAAUGAAACAUUUUUUCUGUUUGAAACCAAAUGAAAAAAUAUAGCCUUAAGAAAUACCUGUUAAGGAACAGACAGGUCCUAAAAUUAGGCAAAUUUUGUAUUUUUUUUCUCAAUGCUAAAACUAAUCUUCUAAUCCAUUAAACUUUCAAACAGGUAUUCCAGAGAAAGAAAACAUCAUCCCUUACCCUUAACAUAUCUAGUGUAUUUUAAAAGAUUAUAAAGUUGUAUUGUACUAAUAUGAAAAAUUGAUAAUUUAAUGAAAAGAAGAUGGCUCGUUUUGCAAUAAGUAGGUAAAUACUGAAGAUUUAGACUCACAUUAUAUGUAGUCUUGCGUAUGCAGUUAUAUUUUAUAUGGACAACUAUGUUUUCUAGUUGAGUGAAAACCUUGCAACUCUGAAAUUAGCAGAUAAAUGGAAACAACUGACAUUGCUACAGCAUUGAGUAAUUCGUAAGCUGAAAGCAAAACACUGAAGUGUUUGAGAAAAGAAUGCAUACACUCCUGAAAGGAUCAGUAGCUUUAAUAUCUGUGAGAUGCUAGAAAAUCACAAGCAAUAUCAGACAAGGAAGCUUGGAAAAUGGAGAUUUUUUUCUUCUUUUCCUUUUUAUCACGGUGCUCUAACAGCUCUCUCCAGUUCUCUCUCCAGUUCCUACUGGCAAAGAUCUUACAGGAAACAAACGCGUAUGUGCCGCAUGGGUUCUGCUGUCCUUUUUGUAUCUGGAUGUGGUAGUAUUCAUCCUUCUGCUGUAUCAGGGAAGACUCCAGGAAGUGAAGUGCAGCUGGAGAUAUUUUAAUACUGUGCAGAUUCAAAACAAGGAUGUGGGCGUGAGUGGUUAUCUGAGGUACGCACAUGUGAGAUAAGUAUUCUCAUUCUUCCUACCUAAGCCAGAGUGUUCCUCAGUUGCUUCUCUUCUGCACACCCAGCGCUGCCCUUCAGCUGCCCAGGCAGCAGUUGUUUAAGCAGGUGCUGGACCAGCAGUGGGUCCUCGUGUAAAACAUUUGUCUGAAAGGCUCAGGACUGCUUGGCCAAGCACAAGUCACCUUAAAGGUCAGUCAUGAGGUAUCGGCAAAGAGCGUUCUUGGGAAGGUCUUCUGCAGCUCUGAAUCAAAGAAGGGUAGCAUUUAACGGCUCCCUCCUCACUGCCCUUUACAUGCCUAUGCAUGAUUUAUGUCUAGAAUUUACUCCUUGGCAACAGUGCCAUAGUCUUUGAAAAAGUCUCAAUCUCUGGAUUUUUAAAAAAUUGUAUUGUACUCUCUCAGAAUUGCCAAUAAUUGAAUUUCUCUAGACCAGAAUACUGCCCAGGCGUAGCAGUGGGUUGUUGUGGACACACGAUACAAACAUCUGAAAGGAAGGGAGACUGCUCAAAUCCCUCAGCUUGCCGCUGACCUAACUCCAGUAGGUGGAUGAUUGCUGUGAUGUCUAGCUGUGGAUAUUAGGGCUAAUGAUCUUUCAGUUUAUAUUCUGUGAACAGAACAGUGAAAUAUGUCCAUGGUAGGGUCUCUAACGCUCAUUUUUAACACUAACAAUCACAUCAGGAAAAGCACUGCAUUGUAACAGCCUAACGGUAGCCCUUUAUUCUAAGCACUUGGUGUUACAAGUCAAAAACUACUUUUUUUUUUGUUUUGUUUUAUUUUGUUCUAAAGUUGUCUUUUAUUUAGGGUUUGAAUUGUGGUUUUGGUGAUUUUUUGUUUUAAUAACAAGCGAACUCUUUGAGGCGUAUCAAGUAUGAAGGCAAUUUGCAAAACCAGGUACAGUUUUUUAGUAGAAUCUGGCACACUACAUAUGUCAUAACUAUAGGGUAUAAAAAGUCACAAUGUUUAUUGGUGUUCACGUAUGUAAUAUUAGGGAAACGACUUCCUUCAUCUUUUCUUUACACUUCUGUAAAUGAUCCAUACCCUGUAUGUGUUAAUUCUUAAAAGCCUUAAUCCUUCAACUGUUCAGUGUGUGGUGUGUAGUCCAACAGGCUGCCUGUAAACUGUGAGCUCUUUUGUAAGCUGGAAGUAUUUAUCUUGUUACUGUUACUUUUUGUAGGAAUCUUUUAAUUGAGAGCUGCCAAAGCAUUACAAUAUGCAGUGCCUUAGCGUUAUAUUAGAAAUACCUUUAGCCUCUUAACAUAAAUUUGAUACGUUGUUUUAUUAAUUGGUUCCAUUUUUAAAUAAACUGUAUUUUUCCCCGCAGAAAAAGCUCCUUGACUGCUUGGUCUAAACCAACCCUCAGUACAAGUCAGUCCCAUCGCUACAUGAUUAAAUGUCUAUACCAAAAGGAAAGGUUACAGAUUCAUAGUUCUCCGUGAAAAAGAGGAUUGUAUUAAUAAUGCUGCCUUUUAAAAUUUCAUGACCAAAUAAUUAAUUGUGACUCUUCUGCACUCUAGCAUGAAAGUGCCUUUGGUUUGAAAUUCCAGCUUAGAAAAGUGCUGCCAUAAUAAUGACAAUUUGUAGAGAGACCAAAAAUAUUUAGUUAUCACCGUAAUGCCUUUGGUUUAUUGGAAUAAGUUGAAAAUGCAGGCCUCCAUUCACAAAAGAGCACCAUUUAUAGCAAGGUAAUUUUGCUAAUGAUCAACCUGCUGGAGAAUAAUGUACUGUUUGCCAUUUCUGACAGCACUACAAACCAGCUACUGAUUGAUCUGUGAUGAAAAAAACAAAAAUUGUACACAUUUAUAUUCUCUUCAUCCAGCCGUGUAUCUGCAUAAUGAGAUCCACGCACUGCAGAAUCUCAGAAAGUGGACAAAUGUGACUUUAUUGUUCUCCUCUAAUAAUAUUUCAGUGUCUGUGAGGAUUUUUUGUUUAGAUGGAAGACUUUGUUUACAAAACUGUGCAUGCUGGAGGUCAGAUGCAUAAAACAAGAUGAAAAUGGAGGACAGUAGCUAGAGUAAACGUGGUGGUGUGUUUUUAAGCAUUGAAAUGUUAAGUGUGAGCAUUGUGGAUGAAGGUGCUGUUGGAGAAACUGGCCAGCGCUGCUCAAAACACAGGGUUGCUUUGUUUUGUUUUUCUCCCAAUCGAUGUCUUGGUAGAAAAGAAUCAGCUCCUCUGAAAGAUGUGUCUUGUUUGAUAUCUUCUGUGAACGGGGGCCGUACUGUGUACACUACAACUAAAAUUGGUGGGAAGAGGGGCAAGAUUUUAAGAAAAAGAUGUUAGAAGGAACAAAUAUCAGCAAAACCAAAAGCUGUCAGAGGGAUUAUAUAGUUGUGAAUACGAUUUUAACUUGAUUUUUAAAGUAUUUGAUGAAAUCUAAGAUUAACUUUUUAUAUAUAGAAAUAUUGUGACACUGUGUGGUAAAUAUUGUGAUAAUUCAAAUUCCCUGUCUCCAAAAUAUUAUUUUUGUUAAUCCUUCAAGGUCUAAAUCUCACUUACCUCUGUGAGACAAGUAAUCGUGUUGAAUUCGAUGAAACUGAGGUAGGGCAAAGAUGAUUUCGCCCCGCAAGCAGAGCAUAUAUUUUCAGUUACUACCAAACAUUUCAGUCUUACUAAUCCGUACUUGUGGUAAAGUACACUUCUGUCUGAUUAAAAUAAGCGUAACGGUACCAUUUGGGGCUGUUAAAAAUUGCUACUAGCAACUGUAGUUUUACUUACUUGAAUUCCAAAAUGAUUUUAUUUAGGUACUGCACCACUAUUUUGAAGGAAUUGCAGAUAGAAUGCCUGUUUCUCGCGUUCCCUUUCUACUGCAACUGCAGCUCAGUCAGGUUGGCAGUAGCUUCUUCCGUUAAAACCUCCACGCUGUAGGCUAUUUUAAGUAAUGAAGGGUGUACAUUACUGUUGAAUGUAAGUAACUGGCCAGUUCAAGGCAGAUACAACAUUUGACAUACUAAUAUCUAUUUAUUUUUCCACUGCAGCUCCUAGGGCAUACUCGCUUUGGAAGCAGUUCCCCUUACAGUUUUCCUGGAUCAUUCAUACUGAGAAAUGUUUUCUCUGUUCUUUACUUGACCCAUAGUGAUUCACAUACCCGGUCAAACAGCAGAUGUGAUAGCAGAGUCUAGUUUUGUAUUUUUCUCAGGAUGAUCUCUUUUCCCCCCUCCUACCUUUCAUGACCAGAUGCUUAGCCCCCUAAAAAAGAUCAAGGCUGGAUAAUUCAAAAUAGAAAACGCGCUUUGGAGAUUUUUCAUCUUUUAACUUUUCAGGUCAUUCUUGCUGAGAUCAUGUAAUUAGUUUAGCGUGUAAAUUAAAUCUUAAAUGCACUCAGUUGACAAAAAGGAGACAGAUCCCUGUUACCUCCUUUCAGAAUAUGUGUUUUUGUUUUGUUUUGUUUUAUGGGCCUCUUUGAUUCAGGCUCAUGACUGCAGACAAAAAAUACAAUAUGUGCCUGAAAAAGAAAGACAAGAGAAUUUUAUAACAUUGAAAACCUGAAUAGCCUUUAAUUCUUCAGUACAUUUUAUGUAAAACAGGUUGGGGUUUUGUUUUGUUUGGAUUUUCUUUUUUUUUUUUUUUUUUCUUUUUUUUUCUUUUUUUUUUUCUUUGCCAUGUGCAUUUGUUCACAUUUGUAAAUGACUUAAUGGAAUUCUCACUUUAUGUUUAUUUGUGUAAUGUGUAUAAAAUGGGUUUGUGACUUAAGCAUAUUCAUAUAUGGUCAGUGGUUACUUUAAUAUUGUACUGCUGCUGGUAACUUUUGAUGUAGAACUUGCCUUUUGAUGAUAAAGUACCUCUAGGUUAGACAGGGAGGGAAGGA
Messenger RNA from Lagopus muta (rock ptarmigan), 13111 nucleotides. RefSeq names its product TEA domain transcription factor 1 (gene TEAD1). NCBI's taxonomy places the organism in Eukaryota, Metazoa, Chordata, Aves, Galliformes, Phasianidae. The record is from RefSeq and is a predicted model, not a curated record. Gene Ontology annotation, cellular component: transcription regulator complex. Gene Ontology annotation, molecular function: RNA polymerase II cis-regulatory region sequence-specific DNA binding; DNA-binding transcription factor activity, RNA polymerase II-specific. The coding region runs from base 6974 to 7927 and encodes 317 amino acids. The transcript is spliced from 9 exons. Gene Ontology annotation, biological process: hippo signaling; regulation of transcription by RNA polymerase II; embryonic organ development.